Symbiodinium necroappetens is the source of this 5199-nucleotide messenger RNA. NCBI's taxonomy places the organism in Eukaryota, Dinophyceae, Suessiales, Symbiodiniaceae. The record is from the annotation of a GenBank genome assembly.
AUGGGUGCCUUGGCCUUUGUAUCGGUUGCCGACUUCCCGAAUUCAACUGUGAGGGCGGACUUUGCUGACGGCGCCUCGCCGCAGUGUGCCUUCGUUCUUCGGACAGCAGGAGCCGGCUGCCAGGUCCUGGAUCGAUGCGAGAUUACGCUUCAGAACCUCGCCUCUUCACAGGUGAUGGGCCACUGUGACGGGGAAGCGAACCCCCACAGCCUGGUCUCAACCGCGCUGAAGUUCGACCGGAGCGUGGUGGACUGCCGGCUUUUCGUCGAGAAGGCCCCCGGCCCCAAGAGCCGGAAGCCGCUCCGCGAGGCCGUGCCGUCCACCCAGCAGUCCAUCGACGCCGUUUCGCGGGAAGCGUCGACAUGGUUAGUUGACGGCGUGGACCUGAAGCCCGUCGCGCUGGCAUUGAGUAGAUCCUUCAAGCCUCUGCGGAGCUUGCCAAGAUGCUGGGAGCUUGUUGCAUUGGCCCUACCCAUCUACUACAAGUCUGUGGCACGCGGUCGUCGCAGAGCGGCUCCGGGGCAUUUUCUAACGAGUCCACCGUACACACUUGUGGAACAUCAAGAUCGAGCUCUUCGAGCAGUUGCCGACAUGGCAGCGGCCACAAGUGCAUCAAGUCCGGGCUGCCUGGUGUUAGUGGACGGAAUACCCUUCUUCCUCUCAGAUGCGGAAAUCGCCAAGCUGGAUGCGAAGAGCAAAGCUCGGCAGCAGAAAGCCCGCUCUGAUACCGUUGUCGUAUACAGAAGCUCAGAUGGCUCGGAUGUCCCCUUGGUGCUGAUUGAUGGCGAGUACUUUGCUGCCGCCGGAAUUGGUGGUGGCCACAGCCUGCUCACCACGGCGCCUAGUGGCAUUGUGGCGCUUCUCUGCAGGCUGCCGAGAUCUCUAGUCAAGGAUAAGAAGCAGGAGAUUUGGGCAGGACGCCCACGCUAUCGCCGGUGUGCCGCGUAUGUGGUCACCAUUGAUGUCGGUUCUGUGCGCAACCGAGGGCUCAAGCUAGAGCAAGCAGUGUCUUGCAAAAUGGUGUCUUCAGAAUGCCAGUGUGGACCACUGCUUCCUCUUUCCAUCACGUCUCGGAUACAGAGAGUACAGUUGCAGUUAGAGCCGAAGAUUUUCAAUGUUUUCGGCCUGGCUGAAGUGGCUGUGUGUCUGGUGAUGAUGGAUCACUCUAUCAUAGGCCAGGAUGGUUGGAGGAUGCUUGGAUAUACCUUGGUGACCGUCCGCCAGCGGCGUGGUGCGGAAGCCCUCUUGGCAUCUGCUGCACGCCUCGUGAUUGAACUGGGCAGCUGGGAAGAGCAGCUGCCAGUGGCACACGCCUCUUCCGCGCGCGAGCUUGUGCACGAGGCAAAGGACGAUGUGAUGCGGCUCAUCACCGGGGAGCUCUCAAAGCCCGGCUUCUCUGACCACGAGCUCUCCUUCUUUAAGGGAGAGCUUCGGAAACUAAGUGGUUCCAAAGAAGAGCAGCCACGUGAGGGCAUGGAGGCCUCGGAGGCGGCCAUUCCCUUGACGUCCCUGGCGACUGCGGAGACGGCCGAAGCGCCGGGCAUCGCCGAACUUCGAAGGCAGCUCUCUGAAAGGGUGGAGGCUUCUUCGCCUACGCCAGGGGACCUCGACUCGCUCCAGCGGAUCGUGAGAGACAUGGCUGUGGACGGCUUCACAGCUUGGAAAGUCCUUGAGACCUCGCCAAGCUUCUGGCUCUCGCCUCGAAGGAAAGAGCAUGUGGAAGUGCUUGAAGGGUUGCGUUCCGAGAGUGUUUUCCAGGUCGAAGAGAUCGACUCCGACAUCGAGUUUGUGUCACAGCCAACCUUCACCGUGGACAUGCGGGAUGAGCUGAAGGAUGAGGAGCUGUCAGAGGUUUGCGCCACAAAUUCUUCGAAUCUGCAGCCGGGAUCUGGCUCUGAAGAGCAUCUGUCGUGUCCUCCUCAGAUGUUGCACCCGCACGUGCCGAAAACAGAAGAGCCUCACCGACUCCCGGCUGCAGCUACAGCCGCAGCGGCGAUUGGGUCCCCUCCGCCGUGGUCUUGGGACGUCUACUCAGGACUUCUUCAGGACGACAGCUCCGUGUCAUUGCUCGCAGACAACAUUGCAGAUGCGCUGAUCGAGCAGGCCGGGGGGGGCGGGGGUGUUCUUGCAAGAGAAGAGGGGAAAAUGUUGGAAACCAUGAAACCACCAAAGGUCAAGCUGCAGCUGGACAAGACCCUUGGCACUAGUCAGCUACUCUCCAGACAGGGCCGUCCAAUGAAUCGGCUUCGCUGCCCUCCCCGUUCCAUCAAGCUGCCUUGGGUUUCUUUCUGGGGGGUCCGAGGAUGCGAGCGCUCGUGGCCAGCGGCACUGAGUCAACUGCCUGAUGCCUACUUCCUUGAACUCGGCGUCUCGCAGCGGAGUCGCUUUCGAGAUUCAGUUGAUGGGGCUGUUGACGGGCUCUGGCUCUUCCAUUGCAGAGCUGCAGCUGGUGAGAAGGGGUCGCACCUCCGCUUGCAGAGCACCUGCCUAGUCCAAGAUGGACGGCAGGCACUCGAGGCGUGGUUGGCGGCGUUGGCAGUCACCGGUCAAGUCUGUACCGAAGAAGAGAGCCAGUGUUGCCCCGAGGAGGAAAGCGGUGUUUCGAGUGCAUCCCGCCGCGAUCCCGACCUGAACGUGUACGACUUGAACAUUAGCCCGGACCUUUCCCAGUCAGACUUCUCCGAGAGGGACGUGAACAGCAGGCUUCAGAAGGGUGCCUCGAAAUGCAGCACGCCGAGCAAGCGGAGUGAGAAUCGCUUUGACCCAGCACGAGCGCGGAAGCUGGCAAAAGCUGCCAUGACUUUGCGCGAAUCACCGCUGGAGAGUGAGAUUCCCAACAUCGGAGUCGGAGGAGGGGCUUUGGAGAACUUGGCGGAGAAUUUGGCAGACAUCUUGCCCAUGAGGAGAAGCACCCUCAGCAGUCGGCACGACACCGUCAUUCCGACCCAAGCCGGACGCAAGACCGUACAGGUUCUGCCGAACUCGGUGUCAGGUGCUUGGCGCAGACAAGCUAAAGUUCUGGCCGCGCAAAUGAGAGAGGAGAUGGCCGAGGAGGUGAAGAUGGCGAAAAACAACAUGUCCUUUCGUGGCGGCCUGUGGUGGUUGCGUCAACUGGUGGGGCUUCGGACCUUGACGAAGCCAAGACAGGCAAAGUACAUCAGCCUCAUCGCCGCCUCUCUAACACUUGCUGCGUCCAGCUUCAGCUUCUACUGGGAGAGCUACGAGGUCUUCCUCGCAAGAAACCUACUGGACGCAUCCGUGGUUGCAAGUGCUGUCAUUGGCUUGCUUAUACACCACUUCUGCUCAAAACUUUCCGAGAACUGUCUAUCCGCAGGAGAGCAAGACGGCCUACUCCAAGCGCACUCUGUAGCCUUUGGAUACACCCAGCCCUGGCUGGUAAUAUCCCGUGAUCAUGGUAAUCACCUGCUUCUUUUGUGGAUAUGCUCCGUGAUCUCCAGGGUUACCACAAAGAUCUACGAGACUCGAUCUGUGGAAUCCUACCUGCGUGUACAAACGGUCGCAACAGGUGUGGUUGCCUAUAUCCUGGCUUCUGGUAUCAUUUGUGCGCUUUGCAUGCGGGUGGGUCACAUCUGCAGCGCCAUGCGAACAAGCCUGAUUCAAUACAUGCAAGAGCUGUGCGCCGAGAAUGUUUCCUUCGAUGGCAUGGCCCAGGAGUGGAACACGAUCCAAAUCUUCGUGAGAACGUUGUGUGACGGAUGCUCGUAUUCCUUGGCUCUCCAAGUUGGCAUGAUUCCAGUUAUGGCUGCCAGCACCAUCUUCCGGAUACUGUGGAGCGAUAGCAACGUGGUGGACAUGCUGUUCAGCCUGCUACCCUUUCUUGCAACGUCGCUGAUGCCGUUUCAUGCGCUGGUGACUGCGGCGAGUACGACUCAGCAGUGCGAACAGUCGCCACAGGUGGCCAAUUCUAUGCUUGUCAGCGAAUGGGACAACUCGAUGUCACAGGAUCUUUUGGCUUUCAUGUCGCGCUGCGACAUCGGUUUUUUCAUCAAUGAUUUGCGGGUGACGCCCGCAGCGGUCAUGAAGAGCACCUAUGUCCUGGUGGGAGUCCUGGUGACCAUCGAGGUGAAGCCGGAUGACCUCGACGACACCGAGCGCUUGCCGAAGGAGUCCGAGGCAUGGCCUCAGCUUUUCCCACCGGCCAACACCAGCGCGCAGGUGCGCCACGACGCGGAGAAAGCCGCCGCUGUGGCCAUGCAGGCUGGAGACUUCACCGGCGCGAUCAAUGUGUACACGGAGGCCAUGAGAAGUGGGGGCUCCAAUCCGCAGAUGCUCUGCACCCGCUCGGCGCUGCUGCUGAAGAUGAAGCGGCCCUGUGCAGCGAUCCGGGACUGCACUGCGGCAUUGAAAAUCAACAACCACAUGGUGAAGGCAUACCGCCUUCGCGGCAUGGCGCAUCGUCGUCUCGGACACUGGAAAAAGGCGUACCGGGACCUGACGGAGGCGCAGCACCUCAAGUUUGACCCGGACACGUCAGACAUGCACAAGAUGGUGGCGGGCAAGUUGGGUGUCACCCUCACGGGCCCGAAGACUAGGGAGGACUCUCCAAAGAAGCGAAGCAAGGCUCGAGAGUCUCCACCGCCUCGGAUGUUUUUCCCGGAUCCGAUUAUACCUGAGAUACACUUCCCGGCACCAGUCGCCGCUCCGGAUCCACCUCUGGAGAAGGGGCAGGCGGUGCUCCUGAUUGGUCUCCAAAGAGCCCCACAGCUUAACGGCCGCCGUGGUGUGGUGGAACGGGAGGACCCUCGGCCGGCAUCCAAGGGACGCUGGGAAGUGGAGAUUCGCAUGGAUGGCGGUGCCCUGGAAGUCAAGUCCAUCAAACGAGAGAACAUUCAGACCUUGAACAAGGUCGAUCGCGAAGCGUGCAAGGCUUGGGCCAAAGCCGAAAAGAUGCACAAGGAAGCCAGGGACAGGCGAGAGCAGCAGGAGGAGAUCCAGAAGUACAAGAACGUCGUCGAGGCUUUGUACUCGGCCCACUCUCGAAGGGACUUGCUGCGGACGCUUGGGCCAGAGCAGGCGCUGAGUGUCUUGGAUCGGUGUGAAGGUCCCAGCGUGACGAACGUCAGCGGCUUUGUCAUCACGCAGGCCAAACUGCUUCUCGGGCAGGACUCCGACUCCGACGGCGACGGUGAGUCGCAAGCAAAGAAGGCCUCGAACUGCUUGUUGUGCACAUUGAGAUGA